AUGCAAAAUCUUGGUCUUCCCGUGUAUGCUCCAGAAACAUACAAGAAAGAUAGAGUUUUUAGACAGUCCAAUGGGUAUUUUAUGUAUGUUAAGUGCCACGACUGUGAGGAGCAAACCAUUUGCUAUUCCCACAGCCAGGCUGAUAUAAAAUGCAAGGGCUGUUCCGGACUGAUUCUCAAAUCCACAGGAGGAAUGGCAAAGCUUGUCAAUAAAGCUAGAUCAAAAAUAGCCGAAAAUAUUUAUUAA
Molecule: messenger RNA, 246 nt
Organism: Vittaforma corneae ATCC 50505
Lineage: Eukaryota; Fungi; Microsporidia; Nosematidae
Exons: 1
Coding region: 1-246 (81 amino acids)
Biological process (GO): translation
Cellular component (GO): ribosome
Molecular function (GO): structural constituent of ribosome
Source: RefSeq, a predicted model, not a curated record